Molecule: messenger RNA, 2397 nt
Organism: Rangifer tarandus platyrhynchus (Svalbard reindeer)
Lineage: Eukaryota; Metazoa; Chordata; Mammalia; Artiodactyla; Cervidae
Source: the annotation of a GenBank genome assembly
AUGGGAUCCACAGCCGAAGGGGGUCCCCCUGCCCUGUUUGAUUGGUUCUUCGAAGCAGCCUACCCUGCCUCCCUGCAGGAAGAUCCCCCCAUCCUGCGGCAGUUCCCCCCAGACUUCCAGGACCAGGAAUCUAUGCAGAUGGUGCCUAAAUUCUGCUUCCCCUUUGAUGUGGAAAGGGAGCCCCCCAGCACCGCUGUACAGCAUUUCACCUUCGCGCUCACGGAUCUGACCGGCACUCGCAGGUUUGGUUUCUGCCGCCUGCGGGCUGGUGCUCUCAGCUGUCUCUGUAUCCUCAGCCACUUGCCUUGGUUUGAGGUGUUCUACAAGCUGCUGAACACAGUGGGGGACCUCCUGGCCCAAGACCAAGUCUCAGAGGUGGAUGAACUUCUUCUGAAUGUGCUGCAGCAGCCCCUUCCUGGGACCCAGGCCUCAAUAGGUCUAGAGCUGGGCAGUGGAAUGAGGAUUGCCAGUGCACAAGGCCUGCAGGCCCCUGUCCCUGGGAAGAACAUGUCGCUGUCCUGCUUCGUGGCCCCCGACUCCGGCCGCCUGCCAUCCAUUCCUGAGAACAGGAACCUAACGGAGCUGGUGGUGGCGGUGACCGACGAGAACAUCGUGGGACUGUUCGCCGCCCUCUUGGCAGAGCGAAGGGUCCUGCUCACGUCUAGCAAACUGAGCACACUGACCUCCUGUGUCCACGCGUCCUGCGCUCUCCUGUAUCCCAUGCACUGGGAGCACGUGCUGAUUCCCACGCUGCCGCCGCAUUUACUGGACUACUGCUGCGCGCCUAUGCCCUACCUCAUCGGAGUGCAUGCCAGUCUCGCUGAGAGAGUGCGGGAGAAAGCCCUGGAGGACGUCGUGAUGAUGAACUUGGACUCCAACACUUUGGAGACACCUUUCGACGACGUGCAGGCCCUGCCCCCAGACGUGGUGUCUCUACUGAGGCUGCGGCUAAGGAAGGUCGCGCUGGCCCCUGGGGAAGGGGUGUCCCGUCUCUUCCUCAAAGCCCAGGCUCUGCUCUUCGGAGGGUACCGCGAUGCCCUCGUCUGCAGCCCGGGCCAGCCUGUCACCUUCAGUGAAGAAGCCUUCUUGGCCCAGAAACCCGGGGCGCCACUGCAGGCCUUCCACCGGCGGGCUGUCCACCUGCAGCUGUUCAAACAGUUCAUCGAAGGCCGACUGGAGAAGCUGAACACAGGUGAAGGCUUCUCAGACCUCUUUGAGCAGGAGAUCACUUGUAGUGGGGCCUCCUCAGGGACACUCCGCUCCUACCAGCUUUGGGCAGACAACCUGAAGAAAGGGGGUGGUGCCCUUCUGCACUCCGUCAAGGCCAAGACCCAACCAGCUGUCAGGAACAUGUACCGCUCGGCGAAGAGUGGCUUGAAGGGUGUGCAGAGUCUUCUCAUGUACAAGGAGGGGGACUCUGGCCUGCAGAGAGGGGGCUCCUUGAGGGCCCCUUCUCUCACCAGCCGCUCAGACCGCCUGCAGCAGCGCCUGCCUAUCACCCAGCACUUUGGACAGAACCGACCCCUUCGCCCUAGGAGUCGUCCUAGCAGGAGACUCAGGCUGGAAGAGAAACCUUCUGAGUCCCUGGAAGAGAGGACACCCUCCCUGAGCCCAGAGGAUGCUCAGGACCCGUGGGCAGAGGAAGCACUGGACGGCAGCUUCCUGGGGUCUGGAGAAGAACUGGAUCUGCUAAGUGAGAUAUUGGACAGCCUGAGCACUAGAGCCACGCGGACUGGUAGCCUGCGGCCCAGCCAGAGUUUAGACUGCUGCCACAGAGAAGACUUGGACAGCUGCCUCAGCCUGCCUGACAUACCGGGAAGAUCAAGUUGGCAAGUGGAUGAUGACAAACCACCAGAGCCCCAGUCCCUGUCCCUGCUGCCUCUGCACAACCCCCAGCCUUCAGAUGCCACAAGCUCCGGGAAGCACCCCACUUGCCAACUGCCCUCAGAGGCCAGCCCAGAAAUCGAGUCUCUAUCCCAGUCUUUGACAGUUUCUGCAGACCCCAGCAGGAAAGGGGACCCUGGAUCCUCUCCCACAGAGCCCCAGCCUCUCCGCUUCUCCCCUCCCCAUGAAGCAACUGAAGAAUCCACAGCCCAGGAGGACCCCUACUCCCAGCUCUUGGCAGCACCCAGCCAGCCCAGCCCUCCGGAAAGCCCCCAACCUGAGCCCAACUUGGGUGUUACCUGGACAUCCCAAGCCCUUGAUUCUUUCUCGGAUCCGGGUUCUCCAGAGAACCCCGGAGCCCCACCUUCAGAGGGCCUGCUCGCAGUUCACCUCCAGCCCCUCGAGGAGCCAGAAGCCCCCAGGUCACCAGCUGUACCUGCAAGCAACUGGCAGGAGCCCCAGGCCAGGAGCGGACCCAGAGUCGCUGAGCUUAAAAAGUGUUUUGAAGGUUAA